Molecule: messenger RNA, 4887 nt
Organism: Lymnaea stagnalis (great pond snail)
Lineage: Eukaryota; Metazoa; Mollusca; Gastropoda; Lymnaeidae
Source: the annotation of a GenBank genome assembly
CUUUCUUUGGCGGUUGAUCUCUUUAGUAAAGGUAUAAUACUUCCUAGGAUCAAAAAAAUAAAUUAAAAUUUAAAUUUACAAUGAGAGCUGUGCACAUUUCUCUAGCGACUUUUGUGCGGUCAAGGCAGAUUUAUAGUCUGAAAGGUAAACUAGCAAUAGUUGCAAUUAUUAUUUUUGUUGUUCUUUUCUUUUGUUGUUUUUUUUUAUUGUUACUAAUUAAACAUAACGUAUAUUUUGUAAAACUGAUAGACCUGAUAAAAAAAAGGAUACUUUCAACAGGAACUAAAUAAAAUAAACCAGGAUUAAAGUAAAGAAACGUUGCGUUUAAAUGUGCAUGGCACCUUACUGUGUCCGUUCAAAAAUGUAUUUAUAAAAUUGAGCAUAUGAUAUUUCACUUCCCUUCUCAUCCUGUAAACAUAAUUAAUUAAUUAUUAACGGACAGUAGACAAAUACUUAAUUAAAUACAACAAUAAUGUAUCAGGUAAAAGAAAGCCGAAUUUCAGUAUGAAAAAAUGUUGUUUUUAGAUAUUUCACUGCGAUGUGACUCAGUAUAAUUCUGUUUAAAAUGUUCUUAAAAUUAAUUAAAAUUGUCCUAGAUUAAUUGAUUGAUGUAAAUAAACUCAUUAGCAUCUUACUUUUCCCCGUUUAUUAAUAGUUAUUACUUUUUUUUUUUUUUAAUGGUUGGGGGGGGGGGUGGUCAUUAAAAAAAGGCACCAGAGGUUAAAUACCUACAAUAAAUGUAAUGAUUUUUUUUUUUACAAUUAAAAAAGCCACCAAUACCUAAUACACGAUGGAUUGUGUGCGUGUGUUAACAAAGACUUUUAUUUGGAAAAGAUUGGUGUACAUCUGUGAACUCAGGAGAAAUAUUAUGAUGGUUGUGAGGUUUGGUAUUUUAUUUUUGGAGUGGUGGGUUAAGAAUCGGAGUUUGGAGUGUGGGGUAGUAUCAAACCGGUAAGGGGAAGGUUUCAGAACGGACGCUAUGUACAUAUGAGGUAAAGCAGGGGGGGGAAUGGUACAUAACAGUAACUGCUGAUCUAUUUAACAUACACUGUUACCCAACUACAUUUAUUGGCUUCAUUAUCUUUUUUUACAACAGGUUUGGCUUUAUUCAUUAACUGAGAUGACAUGCUUGGUAUUCUGGGCGAUUGUUUCAACGUCAAUGACGUCAUUUGGAUUGACAAAUCAAGCGUACAAUCAUAAAGUCUUUAGUUUCGAUGGUGGAAGCGUUCAAAUCACAUUUCGCUGGCAACUGUUUAAAGAGUGAGUGUCUAUUGUAAAUAGAGAUUAAACACAUUCGAGUUCCCAUUCCACGCAGACGAUACAUAAAUAUAUAUAUACCCCAACGACAAUUUGCUUUAAAAUUUUAAUAUAUUAUCAGUGAUGUGCUACAAACAAACAAAAAUGAGAUUAUAAUGUCCUCUUAUCGUAAUGUAACGUUUUCUAUGCUUCAUUAUUUUAAUUUGAUUUGAUUCACUUUCAUAAGAAAUAGAUUUAACAUGCAAACGCUAUCAGUGACAAAAUUCGUACAGAUUAUCAAAAGUGUUUCAAUAAUUUUCAACAAACAUAUGCUUAAAGUAGGGAAAGUAUUUAUAAAAUUGAAAAAGAUGAAUCUUUCAUUUAAACAAUCUAAAAAUCACUAUUGAAAUAAAUGACGCCAUUAAUGAUGUGAAACUCUCUGAUAAAUGAUGGAUAAUUUUUGCGCUUGACAUCUCUGAUAAAUAAUGACUGAUGUUUGCGCUUGACAAUUCUGAUAAAUGAUGGCUGAUGUUUGCGCUUGACAACUCUGAUAAGUGAUGGCUGAUGUUUGCGCUUGACAUCUCUGAUAAAUAAUGACUGAUGUUUGCGCUUGACAAUUCUGAUAAAUGAUGGCUGAUGUUUGCGCUUGACAUCUAUGAUAAGUGAUGGCUGAUAAUAAAUAAUGACUGAUGUUUGCGCUUGACAAUUCUGAUAAAUGUUGGCUGAUGUUUGCGCUUGACAUCUCUGAUAAGUGAUGGCUGAUGUUUGCGCUUGACAUCUCUGAUAAAUAAUGACUGAUGUUUGCGCUUGACAAUUCUGAUAAAUGAUGGCUGAUGUUUGCGCUUGACAUCUCUGAUAAGUGAUGGCUGAUGUUUGCGCUUGACAUCUCUGAUAAAUGAUGGCUGAUGUUUGCGCUUGACAAAAACUCUUUCCUUUAACUAGUUUAAAAAUUGAUGUCUUAAUAGCAAUGUUUAUCCAUAUGCAGAGAUUGAAUAUUUACAAUUAAACAAAGAGACUUUUCCAUUUAUUACAACAAAAUAGAAUACCAUUUAUAAUAAUAAGUUAUACAAACUUUGUAAGAUAAUACAUGCAUGCAUUUUAAACAGUAAUAUUGUCACAUUAUUGACUCCAUCUUAAUUUUCUCUACUAUUAUUUAUUUAGCGAAAUGCGAUGUGUAAGUAAGAUUAAAGCCAAGGCAUGAACAUAAAACAUAAAAUAACAUAAUUUUUAAAAUACUAAAAACUAAUAAAGUAACAAAUUAUAUUACAUGAAUUUCAGCUUUCUGCAUUGCCUGUGUAUUCCUAUGACUGUCCAUUGCACGGCUGUAGCACGCAGACAUGGAAACAUGACAGAAGCGACUGUUAAGUAUAUAACGUACAGUUUUGAAAACAGGUCGUAUGAUAUCAGAACGUGUUCGAUUCUACCGAUUAAAACCAACAGGACAUGGGAACUAACAUGUCGACGUUACCAACGUCAAGAACACUGUCUACAUGUGAGCGUUAAUCCUGAAUUUCUCUCUUGGACCUCUCAGUGUCUUACCAAUGGGGUCCAAAUAUACACCGAGCUCAAUUACACUAGCCUUAUAGGUGAAAUGAUAAAGACUGGAUCAUGUUCUACGGACUUGGCUAGUUCAACAACAACUCCAGGAUCAACAUUCGAGUAUCCAUCUAUAAGCACACACUGUUCACAGGCAUCCGUUAGUACUAUUGCAGCCCGGAAAAUCAAUCACCCAAAUGUCACUGAUGAAUUUGAAAGGUGUCGUGACGUUAAAAACGACUUAUCCCUAACUGAAGCUAACAGUUCAAGUGAGUCAAGUAAAUCACCAGAUACAAACACACCUUUAGUUAUCGGCUUAGUGUUCGGAACAUUGGGAUGUAUCUUAACCGUUGUCAUUACAGCUGUUGUAUUACGCAAAAGAAGGUUGAUGAGUAAAUGUUGUACGUCAGAUGGAGCAGACAACAGCGGGCGCGAGGCUGUUCACGACAAAACGGAACUCCAGUGCACCAGUACGACUGGUGGACUUAGUCAUGACAGGAAUGUAUCUGAUACAGACGCAAUGGAAGCGGGGAAUGACAAUCGUGGCUACACCAUUUAUGAUCAGAAUACAGAACAAGAUUAUGUUAAUACACAGGCGCGAACACUUGAGAACGAUCCACACGUGUAUUUAAACGAGGCGGAAUGUCAGCCAGUUUUUAUGGACAUCAAGGAGAAAGAGGCGCAUUUUUAUGGAAAUCAAUCUGAUCUAACGAGCUCGCAGAUACACUUAAAAGAAGGCUCGUGUAUUGCAGGAUAUUUGAAAGGAAAUGAUUUAAAUAAAUCUGAACUUGCCCCUGUUGCAUUAAAUCGAAAGUCAUCGAAAAUUUUCACAAUCUGCAUUGAUAAUCAACAUCAAAAUUCAGAAUAUAGCACAGCAAACCCAUCGGAGAGAAAUGAUAAGAUGACAUAUAAUGGAAAUAGUGAUCCUGCCAUCUUGAACCCAAAUACAUACUCAAGCCUCGGUCAGCCACUCAAAAACAUCUUGAGUCCAUAUAGCAUGUUGUUAGAUGGCACGAAUGCUGCUCGUGGCUCAGUGGAACCAGAGACAAGCAAUGUCCAAUCGGUCUAUUACAUUCUUGAAGAAUGCUCCUAUAACGAAUGAAUAAAACAACAGUUUCGACCAAAGAAAAUAUGUUUUCAAUCAUAAAUGAGUAACGUAACUUGAUGAAAUGGCUUAUUUACAACACCAACGCAUCUUUACACAUUUUGUUAAAGAUCAACAGAGUCAAACUUUUUUUAUUGUACCAGAUGCAUUCCUGUCACCACUAAGUUCACAAGUCAAAUUGAUGUGUUGGAGUUCCAAUUUUUGAAAUUCACUCUAGUCUUGUUGACGGUGUAGUUCACUUCUUUUUCAAACUUUAAAUAAUGUAUGUAAAAAUACAGCUUUAUUGUGUCGUAAUUUUUUUUUUCAUACGCCAGACAAUUCAUUUAUUUUGUCAAGUUUAAAUGAUAUUUUUAUUCAAAAAAUUCUGUAAAUAUGUGUACUCUUACGUUUGUAAGAACAGCGGCAACAAUUCUUACUUUCUCAAUUUACUUAAGGGAAGAGAUUUGGAAAUAUGACAACUGAAUUUUUUAAAUGCAUUCUUUAAAGUGACAUUCAAAUUAGGGUACAUUUUAUUGUGAAUUAUUUCAUACGCUAAUUAUAGUUUAUGCACCUCUUCCUAUAUUUAACAAACAUAUUGUGGAGGCGUUGCGUUCGCUAGUAUACAAUAAUACAAUAAUAUAUCUUGUUUUCAUUUCAGUUUCUUAAUAUGAUAGCACAUUUUGCUGAAAACAAACAUUUGUAGUUUGUACUUAAAACUAUUUUUUUUUAAAAAUAUAUUAAAUGCAAGUCUGUUGCUAACUAAAAAUCUUACGUUAAGUAUGCACGUUAAUCUUAUCAUUAGAAGCUUAAGUUGUGAUAAAAACUUAAUAGAAUACCGUCUAUGUCCAAUGUAAAACCAAGCCAACUUCACUAGAAUAAUUUAAGAUAAUCAUUGAGUAUGAACAUUUUGACUUGUACAAAAAUAAAUAUAUAUACUAAAUUAAAAGAAACAAUUAUUAUGUUAUGAAUAUAUCUUUUAUCCUUUCAACAUGUUGUUUAUAGAAUAAAUUGGCUUCUUUAUAUAGGCUUUU